CACACUCUGCCCCCAAACAGCUCCAAAAUCGGUUGUCGUCGCGAAAAGUGCGAAUCGAGUGCAUAUUUGCUGCAAAAAGAAGCGAGAACACGGUGACGUGACGAAAGCAUUCGAGUGACGAAGAGUGCGAGCGCGCUGCAUUUGUUUACGAUUCCGAUUCCGAUGCCAUUGGUCAAUUGGUAAGGGGCUUUGGGAAGUGUAAGAGGAAGAGCGUGCGGCGCGGCAAGUAACGAAAGAAGAAGAAGCAGCAGCAGCAGGGCACACGCAACGUGCAACAUUGUGUGCGAGCGUGUGUGCGUGUUUGUUUGUUUGUGUGACAAAAAUACAACAAGUGCAAGCAACAAUAGUUAGCGGCAGCAACAACAACAGCACCGAAACUCCUUGCCAGAACGAGACAGCAAUAACAACAGGAGUGCGAAAGCGGGAGAGAAAGAGAGACAGCUGUUAUUGUUGUUGUUGUUGCUUUACAAUGUUUAAUGGGAAACCUGCCGCCAAAACAACAACAAAUCAGGUAUGACGGAGGAAAUAACCGGCGAUUGGAGCUACUACGUGUAUAUAUCGCUGACGUUGGUUCCAGUCUAUUUGGCAUUUCGGCUCAUUAAGUCGCUGGGCUGGCAGCUCUUCGUCAACAACUGAGCAAACAUCUGGACCCGAAACUGUAGCUCAAGCUGAAGCUGAAGCUGAAGCAACAUAUAUCUGUGGCACAAACUGAAACUGAAGUUGCAGCCGUCAUCAGGGGAAUCCGUCGUCGCGGAAAAAAGGAAAAAGACGAGCGCGGCCAAAGUCGAUGAGCGUGUUAUCAAUGUGUAUAUAUAUUUUGUAAGAAUGCAAUAAAUGGAAAGCCAGGACUAGAAGGCGGCAGAACAAGAGGAGUGAUAAAUAGGGGAACCUGCGGCAGCUGCUAGGAUUGCCAGUUGGACAGUCGGGACACUGCCAGGAUUGCCAGGAUCGUGUUCUGUUGUGUUAUGCUGCGUUGUUGUUGGCCAAGCCAACCGUUGUUGUUGCUGCUUCUGGCUGGCCAAAAAGGAGCAAACAAAAGGCGAGGCGAUGCAAAGCAAUCAACGUCAUAAGCAGGAGCAGCAGCAGGACCAGAACCAGCACCAGAAACAGGAACAGAGACCAGAACACAGACCGGAACAGGACCACCAAGACCGUGGACGGAGUUAUUGUGGUGGCACCGCCAAGCCGCCGCCGCAUCAGCAUCAGCAUCAGCAGUAUCCUGCACUAUAGGCACAUCACCGCCAGCCCGUCCAACACCCAACAUACCGCAUCCUCCCGAUAUUCCCACCCUCCGCAUCCUUGGCAAACAAGAGGAGCUGGCAUCACAAGGAGCAACACGGCAAACGGGGCACUAGCAACAGCAACAGCAACUGCCUUGCUAUAGCAAAAGCAAAAGCCAAAGCAAAACUCUCGCUUUGAGGACCUCAAGAAAACCAAUUUACAUAUUUAAGCUUUGGGCAAACGUAGAUGCGGAGUAGCAACUAGACGCAAUCAAUAGGAGCUGGGAUAAGAAAAAAUACCGACGAGUGGGCGCCUCCGGGAAGAAGAGAGCAGCACUCCACACCACUCCACCCCACACACCAGAUCAGAUCAGAUUGGAGAAGGCCAGGAGUAGACCACAUCAUCGUCAUUCGCCGUCAUCCGAAUCAAAGGCCAGUUAUCUGCGACACCUAGACCAUCGCCAGAAUGCGACUGCCAUAUCGAAAUAAGAAGGUCACCCUGUGGGUGCUCUUCGGCAUCAUCGUCAUCACCAUGUUCCUAUUCAAAUUCACCGAACUGCGGCCCACAUGCCUCUUCAAGGUGGACGCCGCCAACGAGCUCUCCUCCCAAAUGGUUCGCGUUGAGAAAUACCUCACAGAUGACAAUCAACGCGUUUAUUCAUACAACCGUGAGAUGCCAUUAAUAUUCAUAGGCGGCGUGCCGAGAUCUGGGACGACUUUGAUGCGCGCCAUGCUGGAUGCCCAUCCCGAUGUGCGCUGCGGGCAGGAAACCCGUGUCAUUCCGCGCAUCCUGCAGCUGCGCUCGCACUGGCUGAAGUCCGAGAAGGAGUCGCUCCGCCUGCAGGAGGCCGGCAUCACCAAAGAGGUCAUGAACAGUGCCAUCGCGCAGUUCUGUCUGGAAAUCAUCGCCAAACACGGCGAGCCGGCGCCGCGCUUAUGCAACAAGGAUCCGCUGACGCUGAAAAUGGGCUCCUAUGUCAUCGAGCUAUUUCCGAACGCUAAAUUCCUAUUCAUGGUGCGCGACGGCCGGGCGACAGUUCAUUCGAUUAUAUCGCGCAAGGUGACAAUCACCGGCUUCGAUUUGAGCAGCUACCGGCAGUGCAUGCAGAAGUGGAACCACGCCAUCGAGGUGAUGCACGAGCAGUGCCGGGACAUCGGCAAGGACCGCUGCAUGAUGGUUUACUAUGAGCAGCUGGUACUGCAUCCCGAGGAGUGGAUGCGAAAGAUACUGAAAUUCCUGGACGUGCCAUGGAACGAUGCGGUGCUGCACCACGAGGAGUUCAUAAAUAAACCGAACGGUGUGCCUCUGUCCAAGGUGGAACGUUCGUCGGACCAGGUUAUCAAGCCGGUUAAUCUGGAGGCGAUGUCCAAAUGGGUUGGCCAAAUACCCGGCGACGUGGUGCGCGACAUGGCCGACAUAGCGCCCAUGCUGUCCGUGCUCGGCUACGAUCCGUACGCGAAUCCGCCGGACUAUGUUAAAGGCCAAUCGAAUGCUGUGGGAGAGUAAGGCGAAGCAAGUGCUGCAGAUGUCAUCCAGCGAGGAUGACAACACGAACACCAUCAUCAACAAUAGCAACAAUAAGGAUAACAACAAUAAUCAGUACACAAUCAAUAAAAUUAUACCAGAACAACACAGCAGACAGCGGCAACAUGUACAGCAGCAACAUCUGCAGCAGCAGCAGCAGCAGCAUCUGCAACAGCAGCAACAUCAGCGGCAGCAGCAACAGCAGCAACGUGAGGAGGAGAGCGAGUCGGAAAGGGAAGCGGAACCGGAUCGAGAACAACAAUUGUUGCAUCAAAAGCCAAAGGAUGUCAUUACGAUAAAGCAGCUGCCAUUAGCUGGGAGCAACAAUAACAACAUCAACAAUAACAUCAACAACAACAACAACAACAACAACAUCAUGGAGGACCCCAUGGCGGAUACAUGAUAUCCGCACAUACCCAUAAGACUGCCGCGUGGCAAGCAUUGAAUCUGGCUAACUCUCUUGGCUGCCGAUAAGGACAACGAUAAUGAUAACUGUUGCUGCUGCUGCUGUUGCAAGAAACCAAUUUUAAAUUGUAUUAGCCGAGACCUUUACAUGCUUGAUACAUAUAUGUACGUGUAUUAAUGCUUCGUGAAGUUAC
Molecule: messenger RNA, 3344 nt
Organism: Drosophila melanogaster (fruit fly)
Lineage: Eukaryota; Metazoa; Arthropoda; Insecta; Diptera; Drosophilidae
Exons: 9
Coding region: 514-636 (40 amino acids)
Source: RefSeq, marked reviewed